AUGGCUGUCAAACUGAGUAAACUCAUUUUGGAUGAACUUGAAUAUCCUAUUGAUGACGUUUAUUACUGGACAGAUAGUAUGUCAGUGAUCAGAUAUAUCGCAAAUGACACAUCACGUUUCCAUACGUUUGUUGCCAACCGUGUUAAUGUUAUUCGUGAAGCUUCACAGGUGCAUCAGUGGAAAUAUAUUGAUUCUAAGACAAAUCCUGCAGAUGCAGCUUCAAGAGGAAUGAGAAUGGACAACUUCCUGAAAGCCGACUUCUGGUUUAAUGGUCCAGGCUUUUUGUGGAAGCCUGAAACAGAGUGGCUAGAUGUUACGCCAGAGACAGAUGCAGUGAAAAUUGACAGUGAUGAUCCAGAGGUGAAGAAAACUGUUAACGUCGCUGUAGUUAGUGAGUCCUGUGAUGUUAUAGACAGACUAUUAUGUUACUUUUCAGACUGGAUGAAAUUGAAACGUGCAGUAGUGUGGAUCUUACUGGUGAUCAGACAACUGCAAACUGUGGUUAAGUAUAGAAAAUCAAAGACUAAACAAAUUAGUCUUGAUUCAGCUCAGAGAGAGGCUGACAGACAAAGAAUAAAUUAUCUGUCUAUAAAUGUACUGAAGGCAGCAGAAAUGGCUAUAAUUAGGGUAGUCCAAUGGCGCUGUUUUCUAGAGGAGAUGUUAGCUUUGAGUCAAGAAAAGAAUGGAUUCAAACAUAAUAAGAGAUCGAUAAUUCAGAAACUGGAUCCCAUUCUUCAUGAAGGAAUAAUGCGAGUAGGAGGUCGGUUAGAGAAAGCGAUAAUACGUUACGAUGCCAAGCAUCCCAUAAUCCUCCCUAAAGAAUCUCAUGUAUCAGCAUUGAUACUACAGGACAUUCAUAAAAGAAUGGGACAUUUUGGAAAGAAUGUGAUAAUGUCUGUUCUGAGACAGCAAUAUUGGAUGAUUGGAUCUGGUACUGUUAUUACGCGUCUUUUGUCCAAGUGUGUCGUGUGCAGAAAGUAUCAAGCUCGUGUUUUGGAGAAAAAGAUGGCAAAUUUACCUGCGGAUCGUUUAACGUCAGAUGAACCACCUUUCACGCGUGUUGGAAUGGACUAUUUUGGCCCUAUUCUUGUGAAGCGAGGAAGGAGUACAGUUAAACGAUAUGGGAUAAUCUUUACUUGUUUGGCUAUUCGAGCUGUACAUUUGGAAAUGGCAUAUUCUCUGGAUAUGGAUUCAUGUAUAAACUGUGUUAGGCGGUUUAUUGCUAGACGAGGUCCGUGA
Molecule: messenger RNA, 1239 nt
Organism: Gigantopelta aegis
Lineage: Eukaryota; Metazoa; Mollusca; Gastropoda; Neomphalida; Peltospiridae
Exons: 1
Coding region: 1-1239 (412 amino acids)
Molecular function (GO): nucleic acid binding
Source: RefSeq, a predicted model, not a curated record